UAUGACCAGCUGAACGCUGUGGAGAGGACACCAGCGUUCCGACGUGCAAAUGAAUGAUUGAAAACCAAAGCCGCGUAUUUAUAGAUAUUAGAUAUUUGAUAGGCUAUAUGUCAAAAUGAUGAGGCAAGUUGUUUUGGUGACUGGUGCAAACAGUGGUAUCGGCCUUGCAUUGUGCCAGCGGCUCCUGACUCAGGACAGUCAGAUCCAGCUGUGCCUGGCUUGCAGGAACAUGAAGAGGGCCGAGGCUGCCCAACAGGCUCUACUGACCUCUCACCCCGAUUCUGAGGUGGCCUUGCUUAAACUAGACGUGGGCAACAUCCGCUCAGUUCUCCAUGCAGCCCAAGAGGUCAAAUUAAGGUAUAGCAGACUGGACUACAUCUACCUUAAUGCUGGAAUCAUGCCCAAUCCUCAACUGGAUAUCAAAGCCUUUUUCAAGGGUCUGUUCUCAUGCAAUGUUAUCAAUAUGUUUGCAACAGCCGAGGGCAUUCUUACCCAAACAGACAACGUUACCUCAGAUGGACUACAGGAGGUUUUUGCCACCAAUCUAUUUGGACAUUUCCUGUUGGUCAGAGAGCUGGAGCCUUUAUUAUGUAAGCCUGAUCAAGCCUCGCAGGUGAUUUGGACAUCGUCCAGCAAUGCCCACCGAUCUGCCUUCAGCCUUGAGGACCUUCAGCACCUGAAGGGCACAGAGCCUUACAGCUCCUCCAAGUACGCCUCAGACCUGCUCAGUGUUGCUCUGAACCGCAAACACAAUCAGCAGGGCUUGUAUUCGUCUGUGAUUUGCCCAGGACUGGUAAUGACCAAUCUCACAUAUGGGAUCCUGCCAUCCUUCUUUUGGACACUGUUUAUGCCCAUUUUGUGGCUGAUUAGAAUCUUCACCAACACGUUCACCUUGACACCUUACAACGGAGCAGAGGCAUUGUUCUGGCUGUUCAUGCAGAAACCUGAGUCCCUGGAUCCUCUGGUCAAAUACCACAGUUUGACCUCUGGGCUCGGCAAAAACUACACUCAGCCUCAUAAGAUGGAUAUUGAUGAAGACUGGUCAGAGGCCCUUUAUAAAAAGCUGCGAGACCUUGAAGACAAAUUACGGAAGAAAUUGGCAGAGGAAGGCCAGAAUCAGUAAUAUAUGGCAUCAGUAAUUUGAACAAAAUCCUAUCAUCUGUAGGGUUAUUUUGGUCCCAACUCAAACAAGGUGUUGGUUGUUGGGUGUUGGUUCCCACACCUCAGGUCCUUUGGUCAAGGAGUUCACACCUACUGAUGCAAUACAAAAGACAAUAUUGGCUUUGCCAACUUUAUUUAAUUUAUCAAGGAAACUGAUCAUGCAAUAAUUACCUCGUUUAGAACUCCCUGAGAGUUUUUAGUUAUUGAUGUCACAUUUCACUAUUCAAUGACAUAUUGGCAAUAUUUUGCCAGUGACAGGAUUGUUUUUUGUUUUUUUUCAAUAGAAAUAUGUCUGUCACCUCUUUGAAGUUAGCCUUCUAAAACAAACCUCAAAUAAAAUGUUUAAACUGCCUAAAGCCUAACAUUUGGGGUACAUUCAACAUUGAGGUUUAAUUCCUUUUCCCACGUCUUGUGAAAUCUUAUCAUAUGGCUUUUAAGGGAAUUGUAAGAUAAUUAACAUUCCAGUAGUUUGGGGAAUCAGUAAAGUUUGCUUUGGAGGAUGCUGCAUUAGCUCUGCAAUUCCUUCAGGCUGCAAGAGCUGAUCAGGUGAGGUCUAAUCUAAUGCAUUAUAUUACAUCUUCAGUAUAUCUUUGUGACUGAAUCAUCCUGUUUAAAACCAGAACAGGCCCUGAACAUCAGUCCUAAUUAUUUGCUGAUUACUGUGAACUGUCCUCUGGCAGAACCAGCUGUUCUGGUUUGAAUGAUGUCACUCUGUCCCUCUCAACCUCUCUGUUCUGUUGUGAACACAGAGCAGCCAUCCGGAAUCAAAUAAAGGACGGGCUGGGGCACAGGGACACUGAGUCUGCAGUGUCAUCACCUUCCAUUGCCGCGACCUCGGUCGGCAUGGGAACUCGUGUCACAAUAGCAUGAUUCUCUGGUUCUCUACAGUUAAGUGUGCAGCUUGCAUUCCCCGUUUAUUAUGAAAUUUGAUGUUCAAAACUGUUCUUUUCUUAUCUUCUGUUAUUUUCCAGAUAAUGACCUUGAGUUAAUUUAGUUGUUGGCAUAUUCUAUAGCAAGCUUUAAUCAAUAAAAAAUACAUUUAAAAACA
Alosa sapidissima (American shad) is the source of this 2209-nucleotide messenger RNA. It is a transcript of the gene hsd17b7, whose product is annotated as hydroxysteroid (17-beta) dehydrogenase 7. Gene Ontology annotation, biological process: cholesterol biosynthetic process. NCBI's taxonomy places the organism in Eukaryota, Metazoa, Chordata, Actinopteri, Clupeiformes, Clupeidae. Gene Ontology annotation, molecular function: estradiol 17-beta-dehydrogenase [NAD(P)+] activity; 3-beta-hydroxysteroid 3-dehydrogenase (NADP+) activity; 5-alpha-androstane-3-beta,17-beta-diol dehydrogenase (NADP+) activity. The transcript is spliced from 9 exons. Gene Ontology annotation, cellular component: endoplasmic reticulum membrane. The record is from RefSeq and is a predicted model, not a curated record. Bases 116 to 1123 code for a protein of 335 amino acids.